Molecule: messenger RNA, 5402 nt
Organism: Ctenopharyngodon idella (grass carp)
Lineage: Eukaryota; Metazoa; Chordata; Actinopteri; Cypriniformes; Xenocyprididae
Gene: cyth2
Product: cytohesin 2
Exons: 12
Coding region: 132-1382 (416 amino acids)
Biological process (GO): regulation of ARF protein signal transduction
Molecular function (GO): guanyl-nucleotide exchange factor activity
Source: RefSeq, a predicted model, not a curated record
GACAGCAGGCGCAACUUCCGCUCUCAACUCCUCCUUUGUCUGAGUCCUUUCGGUCCUCCGCCUAGUUAUUUAUUUAUUUCAUUUUCGUUUGUGGGGUAUAUUUUUAUAUAUCCUUAUCUCUCGGUUAUUGAAUGACAUUCGAUUCCGACACAUAUAUGCCUAAAAGCAAAGCCCCCAAAAUGGAUGAUCUGGACUACAUCCCAGCGGACCUGAGCCCAGAGGAGCGCUCCGAGCUGGAGGAGAUCCGGCGCAGAAAAGGAGCGCUGCUUCUUGAGAUCCAGAGACUGAAAGAGGAGCUGAGAGAAGCCAUUAUAGAGGUGGAGGGGCUGGAGACCAGCACAGAGGGCAGUAAAACAUUACAGAAGAGUCGACAUGUGGCCAUGGGAAGGAAAAAAUUCAACAUGGACCCGAAAAAGGGCAUUGUGUUCCUAGUGGAGAAUGAGCUUCUCAGACACACUUCAGAGGACAUUGCUCAGUUUCUGUACAAAGGAGAAGGACUCAAUAAAACUGCAAUAGGAGACUAUUUGGGUGAAAGAGAUGACUUCAAUAUUAAAGUAUUGCAGGCUUUUGUUGAUCUUCACGAAUUCACAGAUCUGAACUUGGUACAAGCACUUCGGCAGUUUCUGUGGAGUUUCCGCUUGCCAGGCGAGGCUCAAAAAAUCGACAGGAUGAUGGAGGCCUUUGCACAGAGAUACUGUCACUGCAAUCCUGGAGUCUUCCAGAGCACAGACACUUGUUACGUGCUGUCGUUUGCCAUCAUCAUGUUGAACACUAGUCUGCACAACCCCAAUGUGCGGGACAAGCCCACGGUGGAGCGAUUCAUCAGCAUGAACAGAGGCAUCAAUGAUGGGGGAGAUUUACCAGAGGAUCUGCUCAGAAAUCUGUAUGACAGCAUUAAGAACGAGCCUUUUAAGAUCCCAGAGGAUGAUGGGAAUGACCUGACGCACACCUUCUUCAACCCUGACAGAGAAGGCUGGCUCCUCAAACUGGGAGGUCGUGUGAAAACAUGGAAGAGACGGUGGUUCAUUCUGACAGAUAACUGCCUCUAUUACUUUGAGUACACAACAGACAAGGAGCCCAGAGGCAUCAUACCAUUGGAGAACCUGAGCAUUCGAGAGGUCGAAGAUCCCAGAAAGCCAAACUGUUUUGAGCUGUACAUCCCUAAUAACCGCGGACAGCUGAUUAAAGCGUGUAAAACCGAGGCUGAUGGGCGAGUGGUGGAGGGAAACCACAUGGUCUACCGGAUCUCAGCUCCCACCCCAGAGGAAAAGGACGAAUGGAUCCACAGCAUCAAGUCUGCUGUGAGCGUGGACCCCUUCUACGAGAUGCUUGCAGCCAGGAAGAAACGCAUUUCCCUAAAGAAAAAAGAAGAGCAACCCUAGAAAUCCUCCAUUUCUCCUCCAUCCUUCCAAACACUCCAUCCAUUCUCUGAGAAACCAAUGAUACUUCAUUAAGGUAGCUCUUGUCCUCUCAUCAGAAGAAUCCGUAAUGCUGGUUUUAUGGAGAGAUGGAUGUCGUUGGGUAAACCUGAACGUCAUCGUCUUUGGUUUGGAUUUAGGUGGUCUGGACUGCACAAUUACCCGUCUCUUAUGUUAAAACUUCUACUACACUCAUACACUACAGUGUUCUUCACUAUCACACUAGUUUGUAGUCCCACACUAUAUUAUGGUGACAUUCCAUAGAACUUCACCGACAAACAUAACAAUCUGCAUCUCCAUCCUCACCUCAUCACUGACAGCGCUCACGUUCACUUGUACUUCCUCCGCUCUCACAUUGGGUGGCGUCUGACCAUCAUUCCUGCUAUUUACAGCAUUUUACUGUGAAGUUCUUACACAUACAGGGUAGACGACCAAACAGCCUGAUGUAUUCUUCUUCAUCACCUCCAUCAUCAGGGACAGAUUCAACCGAGCCUUUAGCAGAAAUGAGCAGGAAGCUUCGUUCACACUGAAGGCUUUUGUUAGUUCAGUCGCUGUUGAUUUACUGGGUCUAUUCUGCUGCCUGUCUUAGUUAUUUUAUCUGAACUGACACUAUUUAUCUUGUACUCAUUUGAGUUUAUUUACAUGUUAUAUAUGAAGAUGUAAAUGAAGGUCAUUUCUAUUCACACUACAUAUCAAGACUGAGUAAAGCAUAUCCCAUCAGUUUUUUUUUUUUUUUAGACUAAAAUUGGUAUAUAGAUUAAUAAUGGUAUAGGGCACGUGAUAAACAUGCCGGUGAUGUCAUUUCCUGUGCACAGUUGAUGACAACUUCACUGACCAUCAAAUCACCUGUAGACACACAUCUCAUUGUAUGUGAAUCCUUAAAUAAGCUCCUUCACCUUUGAGAAAAGAGCCUUAAAAGUCCCACAGCCCUGUUUCUGAAUGUUCUUACUAGUGUUUCAACUAAACAAACUGUUUAAACCGCUGGGGCUGCAAAACUGUUCUUGGGGGAAUCUCAUGAAAAUAUGUCCAGAUUAUAUUGCACAAUAAGAAGAAAAAUAGAUUUUGCAAAAAGAAAGUAAAACUGAUUUUCAAGAUUUUGUUUUUUAAUCAUUUAAUUUAUUAUUUGCCCUUUUUUUCAUAACUAAGCACAUUUCCCUCCAAAUGCACCCAGAUGUUUGGUGGAAUGAAAUCUAAAUUUGGUAACACUUUACAAUAAGGUCUCAUAUGUUCACCCAAAAAUGAAAUUUAUGUCAUUAAUUACUCACCCUCAUGUCGUUAAGACUUUCGUUCAUCUUCGGAACACAAAUGAAGAUAUUUUUGAUGAAAUCUGAGAGCUUUCUGUCCCUCCAUUGACAGCUACACAACUACCACUUUGACGCUACAAAAAGUUCAUAAAGAGAUCAUAAAUCUAAUCCAUAUGAAUUGAGUGGUUUAGUCCAAAUUUUCUGAAGAGACACAAUCACUUUAUAUGAUGAACAGACUGAAUUUAGACUUUCAUUCACAUAUAAACAUUCAUCAACUCACACAUCAGUUGUGGUAAAUGGAAACUCGAGCAUGUUUGCUUGACAUGCGAGAACUAAUGAGGUUCAUUCUCAUGUGUUACGCCAACGCUAUCUCACAACCAAUUUGUAUGUAUUUUACGAUGUUGCUAAUUCGUACGAAUUUGUACGAUUUGUCUAAACCCCAGUGACAGGUAGGUUUAGGGGCGGGGUUAGGGGUAGGUCAUUCAUACGAAUUUAUGCGAAUUUGGCAACUUGUAAAAUGCAUACGAUUUAGCAAAAAACGUAUGAAUUCGUACGAGUGAGGUCAUACGAAUUUGUACGAAUUAGCCAUUUUGUAAAACACGUACGAAUUGCCAUGAGAUUGGGUUGGUUACGCAGAACGUUUGACCUUCUUCAAGAACCAACGAGGUUCAUUCACACGUUACGCAGCACAUUUGAGCUUCCAAAAGAGAUUAGUUCUCGCGCGUCAAUUAUGUUCGGUUGAGCUUCUGUUUAUGUUCGCUGAUCAAAGUUUAUAUGUGAAUAAAAGCAUAAAUUCAAUCUGUUCAUCAUAUAAAGUGAUCAUGUCUCUUUAGAAAACUUGGACUAAACUACUCAAUACAUAUGGAUUAGUUUUACGAUCUCUCUUUGAACUUCUUGAAGCGUCAAAAUGGUAGUUGUGUAGCUGUCAAUGGAGGGACAGAAAUCUCUCAGAUUUCAUUAAAAACAUCUUCAUUUGUGUUCUGAAGAAGAAUGAAAGUCUUACGACAUGAGGGUGUGUAAUUAAUGACAGAAUUGUCAUUUUUGGGUGAACUAUUCCUUUUGUUAACAUGAGUUACUAUGAACUAACAAUGAACAAUGCAUGUUUACAGCAUUUAUUUAUCUUUGUUAAUAUUAGUUAAUAUAAAUACAGUAGUUUGUUAGUUCACAAUGUGUUAAAUAAUGUUAACAGAUACAACUUUUGAUUUUAGAAAUGUUUUAGUAAAUGUAAAGACCUUAUUGUAAAGUGUUACCCUAAUUCUUUUGAAUUUGGGAUGAAAUUUGAUUGGGACAUGAUCUUGACAGGUUUGGUGAGAUUCGCUCUCUUACUCUGUGCCAAUCAAGCAAACCGUCUCGAUUGGCCAAAAAUUGUGCAGGUAAAGUCUGAUCUUUCAGAAUGUGUGUUUGCUCUGGCAGAGACAGACGUGUCUGCUGCUUAAUCCCCCACAAACAUGACUUUAUAUAAUUCCUGAUCCUAAAAUGUGCCAGGCGUAUCUGUAUUGUUGCUCGUGUGAAACACUAGUUACUCCCUCUUACUCAGUGCUGUUCAGUUUGAAGGAGUCCAUGGCAGCUUUUACCAAUGUACAUUAUAUUUUGCCUUUUUCUGUUUGUAUAUACAUGUUGUUAUGUUUGUUUACAACGCAAAUUGCUAGCAUCUUUAUUUAUUAUUUUUCCAAUUCUUUCUUUUUUUGAGAAAUAAGGAUCGGGGUUGCAUGUUGUACUGAAUUGAAGCAUCUUUUGUAAAGGGUGAAUCCCAGUGUUUUGGGCACGUCUAAGGCGACUAUUAGCGUUCUGUAUUUCUAAAUCAAAUCUGCAAAUUGGCAUUGCAGUCAACAUGACAAGCAUCUAGUAACAACUAAAAACACGUGUACUUGAUCAAAACAAAUCGAUAGGAUAUGUUCCAGAAAUAUUUUUAAAGCUGAUUAUACGGAACACUAAUAGCGUCUGGAGUCUAACAUAAUAACCACACUAUUUAAAUAUACUAAUUAUGAAACGGUUAAUACUGAGAAUUGUUUAGCAGUGUAUUUUGCUUGACUUUUGUGAUUUUUCCCGAUUAAUAUAAAGCUUGGCUAUAGUAAUCGAUGUCUUUGACUUCAAGACAUAUUUAAUAGUUUGGAGUUAGAAUCCACGUUUAUGGCACUUUAAUAGAGUUCAGCACAGUUUUGACUAAACGACAGCUUGAUUUACUCUCUAGUGCCCUCUGAGUAUGUAAUCAGUACUGCAGUUCUUAACUGGUUUAAGCUUUGCUGCACACGUAAAGGAUGCCAGUAUACAGCAUCCACAUCAAAUCAUUUGAGGUGAACCUGCUUCACACUGUAUUGUAUGUUAACCCACAGGCCGUACGUACAUGACUGAGAGAGAUCUCCAAGUGUUAAAUGGCAUUAAACUGCUGACUGCAACCGUACAUUCCUUGAUAUAAGCUAUGUGUUUAAACGAAUAGUUUGGGCAUGACGUGGUCUGAUGAAGACUGUAGAAUGACUCUGAUGACUUGAAUACGUUUUGGAGACUCUAAAUCUGGGCAUUCUUGACGAGAAGUGCAAAGGUGCCAAAGCCUUUCAGCUAGUCUGUGAAUACGAUAGGACAAAUGAAAGCAUUUCCUCCUCCUCUUUCUUUUUUUUCCUCCCUGUUACUGAUUGGCCACAGAAUGGUACAGAUUGUUGAGAAAUUCAUGUAGCAAAAUGAAAACUCAGUUAUGGUACACUGGUGCCAAUCAACUCUAAUAAACAAAAAAGAUAAAAAGACA